AUGAGGCCCAGCUCUCCCUGCCUGCUAGCCCUUCUGUUCCUGCUCUGCCCAGCAGGCAGUUCGGAAGAUUUGGAGUCCCUGAUUCCUGGCCCUGACUCUUUCCCAGGCCCUAACUCCUUCCCAGGCUCCAACUCCAUCCCAGGCUCUGACUUCACUUCCAACUUCAUCUCGGGCUCCAGGUCCAGCUCCAGCUCUGGCUCUCUGUCCCAGUUGUUUUCCAAUUUCACCGGCUCCAAGGAUGACCACGGGAACUGCCAAUGCUCCGUUACCCUCCCGGACACCACCUUCCCCGUGGAGAGAGUGGAGCGCUUGGAAUUCACAGCUCAAGUUCUCUCCGAGAAGUUCCAGAAAGAGCUUUCUAAGGUGAGGGAAUAUGUCCAAUUAAUCAGUGUGUAUGAAAAGAAACUCUUAAACCUAACUGUCCGAGUAGAGAUCAUGGAAAAGGAUACGAUUUCUUUCACUGAACUGGACUUCACAAUGAUCAAGUUAGAAGUGAAGGAGAUGGAGAAACUGAUCAUACAGCUGAAGGAGAAUUUUGUUGGUAGCACAGAGAUUGUUGAUCAAAUGGAAGUGGAGAUAAGGAAUAUGACUCUCCUGGUAGAGAAGCUCGAGACGCUAGACAAAAACAAUGUUCUUGCCAUUCGCCGAGAAAUCAUGAUUCUGAAGAACAAGCUAAAGGAAUGUGAGGCCUCCAAAGGUGAAAAUGCUCCUGUCUCUCCCUCUCUUCCUGAGCCAGGGAGCUGUGGUCAUGGAGUUGUGGUGAACAUCAGCAAACCAUUUGUGGUCCAGCUUAACUGGCGAGGAUUUGCCUAUAAGUAUGGUGCCUGGGGUCGGGAUUACUCUCCUCAGCAUCCAGACCAAGGGCUGUAUUGGGUGGCACCUUUGGAAACAAGUGGGAGAUAUUUUGAUUAUUACAGACUUUACAAUUCACUGGAUAAUUUGCUAUUGUACAAAAAUUCCCAUGAAUAUAGUAUAAGAUAUGGUCAAGGUGGCGGCACAGCAGUUUACAACAAAAACAUGUACGUCAACUGGUACAACACCCGGAACAUCGCCAGAGUUAACCUGACCACCAACAGAGUUGAAGUGACUCAAACACUCCCUGAUGCUGCCUAUAAUAAUCGCUUUUCAUAUGCUAAUGUCGUUUGGCAAGAUAUUGACUUAGCUGUGGAUGAGAAUGGAUUGUGGGUGAUUUAUUCAACUGAAGCCAACAAUGGUAACAUAGUGAUUAGUAAACUCAAUGACACCACUCUGGCCGUGCUAAAUACUUGGCAAACCAGUCAGUAUAAGCCAUCUGUUUCUAACGCCUUCAUGGUAUGUGGGGUGCUCUAUGCCACCCGUAUUCUGAACACCAGAACAGAUGAGAUCUUCUACUACUAUGACACAAACACAGGGCAGGAGGGCAGAUUGAACGUAGUCUUUCAUAAGGUGCAGGAAACGGUGCAGAGCAUGAACUAUCACCCUUAUGAUCAGAAACUUUUUGUCUACAAUGAUGGCUACCUUCUGAAUUAUGAUCUUAUCUUUGGCAAGUAACUCCACUAAGAUGUCUAGUGGAGUCUAAGAUGUCCAAGUAACUUUGGCAAGUAACUCCACUAAGAUGUCUAGUGUUAGGGUGAGAGAGAAAUAAAAUGUUCAUUGAAGAAAGGAUCCUUUCCACUUAUGUAGAGCAGCAGGGGAAUCCUGAGGGGGGAAUAUUUAGGAGCAGAGGUUUCCCACACUAGGUUUUAGGAUAUUUGCCCUGAUUUGAUUUGCCCUGAUUUCCCAGGAUUUGCCUCCUGGAGUGCCUUCCCCUACUGAAAUAGGUCUGGGGCAUUAUGUGUCCAUGGAUACUUUCAGCGAGGUGUCAUCUGGAAAUUAAGGACUUAAAGAGGACUCUGGAUGGCUUCUGGGGUUCCUUGUACAGAAGAGGGACUCAAUGAUCAGUCCUCCAUGUAACCUGUAGCCAGUCUUCCAUGUCUGAAUGAAACCUGAUGUUUAACUAGGGAGAUGCAUACGAAGCUUCUUGAGGACUGAAAUCUCUGACCUUUUUUUUUUUUAAUUGGAACCUAAAUUAUGGUUUGUACAGAGCAGAUAAGUUCAGCAUGCUUAUGUCUGUAAAUUCUGUUUUCUGGAGAAGGGCUCUUUUAUACAUUACAUUGUACUCUGCAGGUGGAGCACUUGAUUUUUCUUUUUUUCCCAUGGUCUACCUACACAAGUCAGGAGCACCCUCUGAUACCAAGCCUUCCUUUCAAAGACAGCUCAGUAGACUAGACAAGACUCACCAACUUAUUUCCCUCCCACUCCCUCCCAUUCUUAAAGGAACAAUUACAGGGUAAACAGAUUUUUUUUUAUCAUGAAUUUUAUUUAUAGGACUAUACGACUGUAAGAAGAUCAGUAGGCAGAGAUAAAAUAAUACCAUUUCUGGUUACAUAAUAAAGUCCUUGGAGCAUAUAUGAGAUGUGUGUUAAGUUGUAUCAAUUGGUUCAUGCAACUUUUAUUUUUUCCUAAGCUUGAAACUUAUAAGAAAAUGAAAUUUUAAUUUUUUUCAAGGAUUAAAUGGAGGAAAAAUGUUGGCAAUAUCUAGUAAAUCAAAACAGUUUGAACACCUCCCAGGUGUCUGUGUUCCUGUGCUGUUGGAGGCUUCAUCAUCUGGUCUCCAUCUAUUUUCCUUUGAUGUUUGUGAGACCGAGUCUUUAGUAUUGGCUCCUUAAAUGCUGUACUGCCUGUUUUGAUGAAUGA
This is a messenger RNA of Talpa occidentalis (Iberian mole), 2715 nucleotides long. It is a transcript of the gene OLFM4, whose product is annotated as olfactomedin 4. Gene Ontology annotation, biological process: signal transduction. The coding region runs from base 1 to 1530 and encodes 509 amino acids. Lineage: Eukaryota; Metazoa; Chordata; Mammalia; Eulipotyphla; Talpidae. The record is from RefSeq and is a predicted model, not a curated record. The transcript has 5 exons.